This is a messenger RNA of Saccharomyces kudriavzevii IFO 1802, 666 nucleotides long. RefSeq names its product DNA-directed RNA polymerase II subunit RPB4 (gene RPB4). The transcript has a single exon. Gene Ontology annotation, biological process: mRNA export from nucleus in response to heat stress; nuclear-transcribed mRNA catabolic process, deadenylation-dependent decay; transcription initiation at RNA polymerase II promoter. Gene Ontology annotation, molecular function: translation initiation factor binding; nucleotide binding. Bases 1 to 666 code for a protein of 221 amino acids. NCBI's taxonomy places the organism in Eukaryota, Fungi, Ascomycota, Saccharomycetes, Saccharomycetales, Saccharomycetaceae. Gene Ontology annotation, cellular component: RNA polymerase II, core complex; P-body. The record is from RefSeq and is a predicted model, not a curated record.
AUGAAUGUUUCCACAUCAACAUUUCAAACAAGACGAAGAAGAUUGAAGAAAGUGGAGGAAGAAGAGAAUGCCGCCACUUUGCAACUGGGUCAAGAAUUCCAAUUGAAACAGAUAAACCACCAAGGCGAAGAGGAAGAGCUGAUUGCUUUGAAUCUGAGCGAAGCUAGACUAGUAAUUAAGGAAGCUCUGAUAGAACGUAGGAGAGCAUUUAAAAGAUCACAAAAGAAGCAUAAGAAAAAGCAUUUGAAGCAUGAAAAUGCCAACGAUGAAACGACAGCCGUGGAGGACGACGAUGACGACUUGGACGAAGAUGACGUUGAUGCAGAUGAUGACGAUUUCAUGCACUCUGAAACUAGAGAAAAGGAGUUGGAGUCUAUCGAUGUCCUUUUAGAACAGACCACGGGCGGAAAUAAUAAGGACUUGAAAAAUACCAUGCAGUACUUGACAAAUUUUUCUCGAUUUAGGGACCAGGAAACCGUGGGAGCAGUUAUACAACUUCUGAAAAGUACUGGUUUACAUCCGUUUGAAGUGGCACAACUGGGUUCUUUGGCCUGUGACACUGCCGAUGAAGCAAAAACAUUGAUUCCGAGUUUAAACAACAAAAUAUCUGACGAUGAGUUGGAAAGAAUACUAAAGGAACUGUCAAACUUAGAAACCCUCUAUUAA